Molecule: messenger RNA, 1689 nt
Organism: Drosophila nasuta
Lineage: Eukaryota; Metazoa; Arthropoda; Insecta; Diptera; Drosophilidae
Exons: 3
Coding region: 78-1424 (448 amino acids)
Source: RefSeq, a predicted model, not a curated record
CACUAUUUUCGAACCAUUCUUGCUACGCGUUGGAGUUUUUGCUUGUUUUCAAAUUAAUUUUUAUGUAAUUUAUUAAAAUGCGGGGCUUAGUAAUUGUGCCCAUGGACUUAGAACCUGGUUUCCGCAAAGCAACCAUACACAAUAUACCCACAGUCAAUCAUGGUAUGGUAUUCAACUACUUUGCAGAAGUGGCCGACAAACAAAUCUCAACAGAUAACAAUGAUCUCUUAAUAGACUAUGUGCAUUUGCGCCGUCAGGACGAUAUAUGCGAUUUGAAAGCAUUAGUAUUCUCCGCAGCCGACUUUGCCAAUACGGAAACACAUGCGAAUGUUGUGCUCAAAAUCAGUGAAGGCUCCAAUGCUAUUCGGGAAAGUCAGUGCAGUCUUUGUCCCAGAGAAGCUGUUUGCAUACACAUUGUGGCGUUCAUAUUUUGGCUACAAACCAAAAGCACAGAUACAAGAUCAACAGCUGUUGUGGAAUUCUGGGGCAAUGAACUGGAAGCUCUUGUGCAUCCCGAACCAUCCAAAGCCAUACGAAUUUGUGACAUGGUAACGGAUGCUGAUCCGCCCACGGAUGUGGAUCUCGAUACAUCAAACGAAGGCGAAGAACGUGCAUUUUUAGAGUCUGUUUUGGAGGAACUGGCCAUUUGCGGACGGGACUCUGCAUUGUAUCGACAGUGCGUGGAGACAACCGACGAAUUCGAGGCAAUACUUAUGCAUCACGUGUUGCUAAAGGUGACCGAGUACAACAUAUUCGAUGUGCACAGUUUUAUGCAGCACAUGGAGAUACAGGCUCAGAGUGGACUCUUUGAGAGCCUCAGCGAGGUGACGAAAACACAGUACAAGUCGAAGUUAUGGAUAGAGGCGCAAUAUAUGCGCAUACGCUGUUCCAUGAUGCAGUUGAUUAUCUCACGCAAAACACAAGAGGACGAUGAACAUUUGUUCAAUAUGCUCUUCUGCAAGGGUCGCGACGAAAAGCCCGAGGAGCGAGUGCAACUAAAGCAACACAAGCGCUUCAUAUUGAAGCAGACAGAGAGAUUGGAGAGCAAGGAGUAUAUAGAGUGUGGUUUAUUGCUCCACGAAAGCUAUCCUUUCCUAUGUGCAUCACCAGACGGUAUAACGGAUGAUCAUAUUGUGGAAAUCAAAGCGCCCAAGACUGAGGAGGAUUUCGAAAAAUACCUCGAGGCACGCGAAACCAUUGCUCCCAAGUAUAUGGCUCAAAUUCAAAUACAAAUGUUUCUGGCGAAUGUAAAGAAGGCGCUUUACUGUGUGCUCAGUCCCACAUUCGAAACGAACGGAGCUCUGCAUUACGUUUGGGUGCAAGCAGAUCCCGAAUAUUUAGCCAGCCUGCUGAGCAUGGCCGAUGAGUUCUGGAAAGAUGUUGUCUAUCCACGACUCUUGAGCAUAUAUCCACAAACUUUGUGACAUCGAUUUUAUAGAUAAGUUCACUCAACCAGCUACAGCUAGUCAAUAGAUUUAAGCAAUUGAACUCACCUUUGGCGAAGAUUUGAAGUGAGAUUACAGCCUUGGUCUCGCCAUGACAAUUGCUGGCAAUAACCGAAUAUGUGCCGGUAAAGUCCAAUUUGGCGCUGGGUAUCUCCAAGCGAUACUCCGGUCCGUCGCCAAUGCGUCGAAAAUGCGGAGCGUCCUUGUAAUAUUCCGGCUGCCAAUAAAUAACAAAAAAAUAAAA